Molecule: messenger RNA, 936 nt
Organism: Caenorhabditis angaria
Lineage: Eukaryota; Metazoa; Nematoda; Chromadorea; Rhabditida; Rhabditidae
Source: the annotation of a GenBank genome assembly
AUGUUAACAUCGCAACAAGAUUUAUCAAAACUCAAGCCAAUAAAUUCUCGACAAACUGCUUGCUCAGUGAAUUGUAUAAUUAUGAGGAUUGUUGAUGUUUUGAAUGAAUUUGGCGAGAAUGCGGAGACGACUCUGCGGAAAGCGGAAAGAAAUUUGCGAGACGCGGAAAUCAAAUUGAGAUUGCUGGAAAAGAAAUUGCAAAGCGUGAAGCUGGAAGAUGAGAAUGAGGUGAUAGCGACAACUUCGAAAGAAAUUGAAAAUAAUGAUGAACUUGUUGAACAGGAAAAACCCGUGGAAGUUCAAGAGGUGAGGAUUUUUUUUUUAAUUUUCAAUUCGCAGAACUAACUGUUUUAGUUCACAAAAACGAAAAAUUCUGUCAUGAAAAAUUAGUUUUUCAAUUAGAAAAGAAAAUUUUGUAUAAAAAAUUCCCAUAGUUUUCUAUAAUUUUAGAAAUGACCAAAAAUGAUAUACUCACAUUUUCAAACCAUUUUUAUAUUCAGAAAUGCUUAAAGCUGUUCACCUGAUUACACUUUAACAAUUUAUAACGUGCUCUAGAAACAGGAAAAAAAAAAUGUUUUUAUUAAAAAUUUUUAAUCUAUAUUUUGGUCAAUUCAGGCUUUGAACUGUAAGCUUCACAAUUUUCCAAGCUCAAAAAUGUUCUUUUUUCAGCCAUCUUCCUCAAUUUCUCCACCCGAACCAUCUGAAUCUUCUUCUCCUUCUCCAAAAAUUGGUGAAAUUCUAAAUCGCGAUGAUCCUCGUUAUGCAAAAUAUUUCAAAAUGCUGAAAAUGGGGGUUGUCGAACAGGCUGUAAUUCUGAAAAUGCGAGCUGAAAAUGUGGAUCCGACAAUUCUCCAAAAACCUGAUGAAGUUUCGACGAAUCCAGUGGAAAAACAAGAUUCAGAUUCGGAAUUUUCAUCAUUUUCUGAUUCAGAUUAG